Teleopsis dalmanni is the source of this 873-nucleotide messenger RNA. RefSeq names its product protein alan shepard-like. Gene Ontology annotation, molecular function: RNA binding. NCBI's taxonomy places the organism in Eukaryota, Metazoa, Arthropoda, Insecta, Diptera, Diopsidae. Bases 131 to 469 code for a protein of 112 amino acids. The record is from RefSeq and is a predicted model, not a curated record. The transcript is spliced from 3 exons.
AGUGGAUAAUUACAAACUCAACAACGUCACCUUCAAGACUGCGUUAAAGUAUUCUUCUUUUUAAGUCAAAAGCGUCUAAGCUUCAACGUUUUUUGUUCGUUUUUGUUUUACUAGUCAUAUUUAAGCUCGUAUGAAUACACAAACAAAUAUGGGUCCUAAUAGUGUAACACCGCAGAGGGGUGAUCAACUAUCAAAGACAAAUUUGUAUAUACGUGGUCUGCAGGAGAAUACAACUGAUAAGGAUUUAAUAAAUAUGUGUGCCCCGUAUGGCAACAUUGUUUCGACCAAAGCUAUUUUAGACCAAAAAACGAAAAAGUGUCGGGGGUAUGGAUUUGUCGAUUUCGAGCUACCACAAUAUGCAGAAGGUGCUGUCAAGGGACUACAGGCCAAGGGCGUACAAGCUCAGAUGGCUAAAGUGGGUAUCUUGCUUCAUAGGCCGGAAACUGUACGUUUGUUUGCAUGCAAGUAAUAUUAACACUAACCUCACCCAUACAACCAUACAUCCCAGUUAUGUCCUCUAGAUACGAGUACAUCCUUUAUAAAUAUAAAAAAAAAAUUUUAAAUAAUUUUUUUUUUAAAUAAUUUUUUUUUUAAAUUAUUUUCUUUUUAAUUAUUAAUCCUUCUCGGAUAUCUUAAGCAGUUUAAAAAGUCUGUGGAUUGUUUGCAUUUUUCGCUUCACCUUUUGUGCUCUGGCAACGAGUUCAACGAAGUUCAAUCAAAAGUUUUACUUUUACAAUACACACUUUGGAGUAAAAGUUUUAGAUUUUUUUACUUUUAUCUUUUUAUUAUAAAAUCUUUUACUUUUUAUGUUUAACUUGCACUUUUUUAAUGCUAAAAAGUGUGAAAGUUGCAACAAAAUUGUUUUUAUUUCAC